UCUGAAGUUCAGAGGAAUCCCAGAACCCAGACGAGAAGCAUCUUGGAGCAGCUGCUGUAGAACAAAAUGGAAGAUUCACCAGCUGGCAUGGACCUCAGCCAUUGUCGGGGACAGCCAGAGCCUACAGAUGUUCAAGAUGUUUUGACAGAUGGUAAUUCUAAUGCUUCCCAUGAAAUUGAAAACAUGGACAACAAUGAAGAUGCAAAGGAAUAUCAUUUAACUAACGGAGAAGGGGAAGAAGAAGAUGGCUUGCUUAAAGUCAAAGGUGAAUACACUGAAAAGGAAGAUGGCGCUUUGAAUUCUGAACCAAUGGAAACCCGAGAAGAGCCUGGGACCCUUUAUAACUGUCAGCAGGAGUAUGGAGAGUACGACAGCAUCGAGCUAGAGAGGCAUUCCAGGCCUUAUGACCUCAUCAGGCCAGCUAAUGGGAAGUUGAUUUGUCACAUUUGUGGAUUGCGCUGCAUCAGCCUCAACGUUUUGAUGGUUCACAAACGCAGCCACACUGGUGAGCGCCCUUUCCAGUGUAACCAGUGUGGAGCCUCCUUUACUCAAAAGGGCAACCUUCUCCGCCAUGUUAAGCUUCACACCGGGGAAAAGCCAUUCAAAUGCCACCUUUGCAGCUAUGCUUGCCAAAGGAGAGAUGCGCUCACUGGUCACUUAAGAACACAUUCUGUGGAGAAACCAUUCAAGUGUGAAUUCUGUGGACGGAGUUAUAAGCAAAGAAGUUCAUUGGAAGAACACAAAGAGAGAUGCCGGACUUACCUCCAGAAUGCUAGCCUCAAUGAAGCUGAAAGCGUGGAAGGAAGGCACAGCAAAAUCGAGAUGGGGACCGAACGAGCCCUUGUGCUGGACCGCUUAGCGAGCAAUGUAGCCAAACGGAAAAGUUCCAUGCCGCAGAAGUUUAUUGGUGAGAAACGCUCCAGCUUUGAAGUGAAUUACAACCCUAGCUUUGUGUACGAGAAGGAGAGGGAUGCCAUGCUACAAGGAUGCCUGCUGGAUCAACAAGCCAUGAACAAUUCCAUUGGCUACCUUGGUGCAGAAGCACUGCGCCCACUUGUGCAGACCCCAACGGCCCCAACCUCUGAGAUGGUGCCUGUGAUCAGCAGCCUGUACCCCCUUGCACUCACCCGCUCUGAAGUGGCCAAUGGGAACCCACAGGAAAUGGAAAAGAGCCACAUCCAGCUGAGAGAUAAGGCCGUAUCUUCUGACAGAGGUCUUUCUCCAAACAACAGUGGCCAAGAUUCCACAGACUCAGAUAGCAACCAAGAGGAACACCAGAGUCUUGCCUACCAUCAAAACCAAGUGGUCUCUCCUCCUUUGCAGGCCCGUAAUGGGCUUCUGGCCUACAAGGAACACCCCAGGUCAUAUGAGAUCUUCAGGCCGCCAGUUGUUUGUCCUCGUGAUGUCUUGAAAGUCUUCAACAAGGAAGGCGAACCCAUUGGAGUCUAUCGAUGUGACCACUGUCGCGUCCUCUUCCUGGAUUACGUGAUGUUCACCAUCCACAUGGGAUGCCAUGGCUUCCGUGACCCUUUUGAGUGUAAUGUGUGUGGCCACAGGAGCCAUGACAAAUAUGAGUUCUCCUCCCACAUAGUCCGUGGCGAGCACAGAAUGGGACUCAAAUGAGAGCAGAACUUCUCAGUCAGUUUCUGGAAGACUUGGUGCACAUCUACACUGUAACCUAAAACCAAGUUUGAGUAUGGUGUGGCUUCUUCCAAACAGCCCUGAGGGGAUUGUAACUUUGUAAAGAUGCUGUGGAUAUUUUUUAAAGAUUUCUUGCCUGCAUAGAUCUAUGGUCCCUAGUGUUCUUUGACUAAGAACCAGGGCAGUUUAAAAGUAGUUUACAUUUGUAAUGUAAUCAUCUCUUACAUUAUUAUUUUUUAUAGAAAAUGUGGAGAAAUAGUUUCAAUAUUUUUCUGUACCAGUUGUAAAUGAGUUAGGCCAGAUGGGCAGAGAAGCUGUGGGCCCUCUCAAUGUUGCUGAACUGCAGCUCCCAUCAUCCCUGACCAUUGGCCGUGCUGUCUGGAGCUGAUGGGAGUUGGAUUCCAGCAGUGUCUGGAGGGCCCACAGGUUUCCCAGCCUUGGGCUAGGCCCACAUUUGCACUGCAGACUGAAACUGUCAUGAUGCUCCCCCCCACAACAGUGCUUAAUUUCUAAAAAAAAAAAGGGGGGGAGUUGUCAGUGCUUAGUCUCUAAUAUUAAGUGUAUGGAGGUGGCUGGACAUGUCCUGUGGUGAUUGGAAAGUGCUUUGUGAAGGCUCAGAAAUGUUGCUCUUUAUCAUUUAUUCAUGUAUUCCAAGACCCAAGGUCAGCUGAUAUAAUCUGCAGAGUGAACUAAGAAAGUAGCUUUUCCACUUCAUGAUGGAAGUGUUAUAGCAACAAAGGAAGCUGCCUUUUAUCAGGUCACGCUGUUUGUCCACCUUGCCUGUUUUUGUAGGUCUCAGGCGGAGGGUCUUUCACAUUCCCCACUACCUGAUCCUUUUUUUUCAACUGGAAAAAAUUGAAGCUGGGGCCAUCUGCUUGCAAAGCAUGUGCUUCCACCAUGGAGCUAUAGAGACCCUGUCUGGGGGAGCUGCAUGCUUGAAUGGCUCACCAUAUACACACAAAAUAAUUCCCUGUGCAUAGAAUGGUAUCAUGCCAGAGACAAGGCUAGACUACAGCCCAUCUCCCUAACAUGCUGUUUUUCUGCGGGUGGAAGCGUUUUCUGUGGGAGAUCAGUCAGUCAGUCUGGUGAUCCCCUCCCCACCUGCCUGCUGCCUGAAGUGGUACCGUCCAGGGAAAGCUUUACCAUUACAUUCUUCUCUUGGGGCCCUGGCAAUGAAUAGGGUUCUUGGGCUAAGAACACCACAAUCUGUGCCUCAAACUGAGCCCUAUUGUAUUUCUUUAAACAGAUAAUUCUCAAUGCCGCAGUUCCCAGUGCUCCUUAGUGAGGAGGGUGCCAUUGCCAUUAAAUCAGCUUGUUUGUAGUGGAGAUGUUACUUUAAUCCCUGUUACCAGCAAAGAUAUAAAAGUCGUCCUUGUAGCACUAAUAAGCCUUUUUUAAAAAGUCUUGCUAACAGUCUGUGGUAUUUCCAUCCAAGCAUGCAUGCGUGUUUACAUCUCCUGCUCUCAAACCUCUCUCUUUCAAUUCAUACGUCAUUCUUCAGGAGCACCUCCAUUUCUGGACAUCUCGCUGGUCCUGCACAUUUAGGGUUGUCAGCUUGUGAUUUUAGAUAAUACUGAUCCCCUCCUUUAAAGAGCCAGAAGGCAGAGCUAAUGAAGAACGUGGCAAAUCAAGGGAUGGUGUGUGUGGGGGGGCUCAGCAAGGUGAGGACAGGAUCUGGUACUGAGUAGAUGUUAGAGCUUAGUCACCUUCUUAGACCCCAGUACUGCUUAGCAGACAAAACACUGAUUUACUGGUUGGACCAGUAAAAUACUAAUUGGCUGCCCUGAGUGACUAUCGUUAUCUAUAAAAGUGCAAUCCUGUACAUGUCUACUCGGAAGUCAGGAGGAAUGGAUCUGUUACUUUCAGUUCUCUCCGUUUCUCAUUCUCCCAGUCUUAAAUUCAGUUCUCUGCAUUUCUGCAACAAUUCAUGAUUUUUAAAAAAUCCUCAUGAAAAUUCUUCUGCAUUUUAGUGUGAAUUUUUCCUAACGAACACAUUUUUAAGCAGUUUUGACUAAUACAUUUUUACAAGCAGUUUAUCCUAAUAUAAUGCAUUUUGUAUGUUAUUUCCAGUAAAGUAUUCAUUUUUAUGCACACUUUACCCUAAUAUUUGCAUUUUUAUAAACAUUCUUUGGUUGGUGAACUGCAUUGCAACAUUCAGAUAAGGGUGAAUUUCAAAGGACGGCUGUGUUUCAGUUCUCAUAUUGUUUCAGAAAGUGCAGAUUUGAUAGAUUAGGCUUUAAAUGUAAACUAAAUUGAAUUUCUCCCCAUCCUUACUCAGAAAUAAAUCUGAUUGAGUAUAUACCAAAGGCACAAAUCCCCUUGCUUGAAAAGGGUGUGUGUGUUUGUCUUGUGUUGAUAGCAUGGCUAGUUACAGAAAGUUGUGAAUAUAUAUAAAAUAUGUAUUUUAAAAGUUGCAAGAGAUGCAAUUUAAUCCUGAGUAUAAUCAAAGUGGUAGGGCUGUAGCCACUGGAGAAGCAAGGGUCUGACCCCUUGGCCAUAUUCCAGGCCCAUUCUUUGAAGUGUUUAACUUUAAUUUAAAAAGUAAGCCUCCUGUUUUUACUAAUGAAAAGCAUGCAGGCAGUCAUUUCUUUUCAGUUGAAGUUGCCAGACUUUCAAUCAUAUUAGGCUACCUUAUGUUCUGGAACUUAUAUCCGAGUUCUGCCCCGUUAGGCUCUCUCAAAAACAAAAUUUCUGGCUAUAAGCCAAAGAGUGGGUCUUUGGGCCUUAAUGAAUCUUGGUGCCUCCUGCCCCAAAAGACAAAAUCUGGUUUUGGUGGAGAAAUUAAAAAAGAAUCUGAAAUUAAUGAUUACCACUCAGUUUCACCUAAAUUGAAAUUUUGAGACAUAGAGGCUUCUGCUGGGGCAAAAUGGCAGAGGAAUUUUGAAAGAGCAGAAAGAGUUUUAAUGAUUAGCCAAUUUCUCAGUGGGAAAGAUUCAGAGCAUAUCCUGCCACUGUUACUGUUGCCUAAUGUGAAAUUUCAAAGUGUAUUUGAACGUUCCAGCGAGGGUAAAACAUUCAAGGGAUUUUGAGGACAGCAAAAUGUGUUUAUAAAAGUCUAGUAAGCCUUCUCGCCAGAAUGGGGGAAGCCCUGUAUACGCUUGUAAAUCUUCCUUGGGAAUUGCUGUUGCCUCUGCUGGGAGGCAGGCCUCACACUUUGAGACCCCUUGGCAGAUUGAAGCCUCCACUGUUUUGUGAUAACAAGCCAUCCAACUGUGCUACCUGACUGCUGGAGACGGAGGAGCUGAGGGUUCCACCACCUUCCUUUGGGUCCUGUGAACAUCCUCUGCAUGAACAUUGCUGCUUCUGACAAAAGGCUACUUGUGACUGUUACUCUUCUGAAGCCAGUGUGCUGGCUGGCAUGUUUCUGCUUUAAAAAUAGGCCUCUACACCUGUUCUGUAGGUUUUUUGUGGUUUUUUGGAUGAUGAUGAGAACUUGAUAUCAAGUUUGUUGGGUGUGUUUGUUUCCAAAAAGUGUUGUCUACAAUGUAAAAUGAUUGAUUUAUUUUAAUACAAUAUGCUUUUUCAGUAUCCGUGGCUAUGUAUAUUUUACUUACUUUCCCUCCCAAGAUAAUGAAGGGGAAGGCAGGCACCAUUUGUGGACUGAACAGGAGCACAGCAUCCUGAGCCAGCAAGUGUAAUCCAUGUAUGGAUGGAUUUGCUCUAUAGUGUGCAAAAUCACUUGGGGUGCUUCCAGACUCCAGAGUCAGACAUAGGUGGCUUCACAACAUCCAAUCACUACUGUUCUGCUUUAAGCUGGAAAUGGAGUAGUGACUCUGUUUCCAGCAUUUUGGAAUCUAAACAACAUUUUGUAGCCUAGUAGGCAGUCCCUCUUUUCCAGCUCCAAAUGUUGUUACCCGGGGGGGGGGCAGUUUUCAUUGGUGCCAUGGUGUGAGAGGAAAAUGUUAAAUAUGCUCUCUUCCACAUUGUUGUUGCACUCCUAAUUGUGAGCCCACCCACUGCUAUUUUGGGAGGGGGAGAAGAGAAACAGAUGGAUCACAGACCACUUGACUGAGUGUGUCACAUGUAGUUCGACCAGCCUUCCCAAACCUGGUGCCCUCCUGAUGUUUGGGACUACAACUUCCAUGAUCCCUGGCCAUUGGCCAUGGUGGCUGGAGCUGAUGGGAGUUGUAGUCAAAAAAAUAUCAGGAGGGCAUCAGGGUUGGAAAGGCUGAGUUAGACCUUUUGGCUGCCUACUGAGUUCAGGGAUGAGGCAAGAUUUGAGCUGUGGACUUCCUGGCUGGCCUACACUCAUAGCACCUGGUAUAUUACACCAGCUUUUUAAAGUUCACAUGGAAUGCCCAUUUCCCAGUCAUUGUGCUCUCUUGGAUUGCCAUCAAAAAGCAGCAGGUGCAUCUAGGGAUCAGGGCUUUUUUAAAAGGAAAAUUUGGAACUUUACAGUGGUAUGUGAUUGUAAUUUAUGCUACAAGUCAACAAUGCAUUUUCCUUGUGUCUGCACAUAUUUGUGGCUUAGAGUCACUUUCCAUGACUGGGCAUUUGACAGCACGGAUGCAGAAGAGUGGCUUAUUAGAUCUUCACACCAGAGGCAUCAUUAAUUCCAAACAACUACAAACCCUGUCAAGAGUAGCAGUGGAGUCUGCAAGCAGUGUCUUUAAGAAAGGGAGGAGAAAUGGGGAUGAUUGUGGUCUGAGGUUCACUUUUCACAUUAUUAUCAGCCACUUUUUAUAUCAGCUAACAUAAUACAAGUCUUGCAUGAAUUUUUGAGCUGCACAAACUUUCUUUUGGAACUGUACCUUCUCAUCCUAGAACUGUACUUUUUGAGGCUGGUUGUUGCACGCUUUUAACUAGCCGUGCUAGGGGUUUUCCAGGUUAACAAUUGCAUCUUCCAGAAAGGGCAUACUUUUCGGAAGAAUGUAUACACAUCUGAACCAGUUCAUAGAAAGGUGAAGGCUGUUGCAUAGGGUUGUAAAAUCCAAAGAGUUGGAGGGCCAAAUUCCCCACCCAGCAUAUGCCUGAAUUUUUCACCUAAAAGUGUGUUCCAUCCCCAUCUGAUGAACAUCGAUUUUGCAGACUCCUCUUCCCUACCUUAACCACCCUCUGCACCCCAGCUGUUCCUCUGCCUUGGUUAGUCUCUUCUCAUCCCUGAGAAUUUGCCCUGCAGCCUUUUUCUCUUGUCCUUUCCUGUCAGCCACGUUGGCCCAAUCUGUGCCUUAAACCACCCACACACUCUUUCUGGCUCUGAGUGAGCCAGCAACCACCGGAAAGGUGAGAAGUUAGGUCCAUGGUUAUUUUUUUUUAAUUAUUUGAAUAGGUUUUCACAGCCCUUAGAAGACACUUUUCUAUCAUUUGCAAAGUGAGGAGGAGGGAAGAUUCAAGCAACACACAACAUUCUUUGCCUUCCAGCAGGUGCAGUCUUAUUUUGGAUUUCUUCCUCUGUGUAGCAGACAUAACACAAGGGAAUUAAUUGUUUAAAUCUGGGCGGGGGGGCGCUUAGGAUGGAGGCAGACAAUAGUUUAAGAUAGUUGCCAGUGGAAUGACAGAAAUAUCAUAAGAAAACUCAUAAUUCAGUGGGUUAGAGAGCUCAUACUUUGCGAGAAGGUCCCAGAUCCCUUGAAUUUCCAUCUUGAAAGGAUCUUAGAGAGGAUGGCCACUUACACACCACUGAAAGA
Molecule: messenger RNA, 7268 nt
Organism: Rhineura floridana
Lineage: Eukaryota; Metazoa; Chordata; Lepidosauria; Squamata; Rhineuridae
Gene: IKZF3
Product: IKAROS family zinc finger 3
Exons: 8
Coding region: 67-1623 (518 amino acids)
Biological process (GO): regulation of transcription by RNA polymerase II
Cellular component (GO): nucleus
Molecular function (GO): RNA polymerase II cis-regulatory region sequence-specific DNA binding; DNA-binding transcription factor activity
Source: RefSeq, a predicted model, not a curated record